AUGCACUACUCCUCCGUCUCUCUUUCGCUUUCUCAAGCUACCGCAACCGCCGCGUCAGCUGCAAUCACCGGAUCACGCAACUACAAUGCUCGCGAUUCCUUCUCUUUCUCUUCUUCGAAGAUGGUGAAUCCUCGAUUUUGUGGAUUAAGGAGGGAGGCCUUUGGAUUCUCGUCUUCUCUCACUCGCCUCCAACUCGCACGAGUUCACCUUCCGAGUCGACAACGCUUUAACGCAAGUAACGUCUCUGCUUCUCUCUCGGUAAUGGAACUCCGAAAUCUUUUGACUAUGAUUGGUUAUCAUUGGAGCUGGUGUCGGAGGCCAUGGAGCUGGCUGCAUGCUGUAGAGAAGGUUGCUGCUGCUGGGUAUGAUAGACAGGGAGUGGCUGAUCACGCAAAUAAUCUGGCUACAAAAAUUCGUAAUAAUUUAACAAAUUCAAUGAAAUCUCUUGGGGUGGACAUAUUGACUGGUGUUGGGACAGUUUUGGAGUUCUCUAAUAAGUUAGUAAUGACCUGCGGGAAGACUGUGAUCACAAGUGACCAUGCACUCAAAUUGGAGUCUGUUCCUGACUGGAUUGCAAUUGUAGGAGUGGCUAUAGGACUUGAAUUAGUGAUGUAUAUAACUGCACUUGGAAGUGAGGUUACUUUUAUUGAAGCUCUAGAUCAGCUUAUGCCUGGAUUUGAUCCUGAGUUGAUAUACUCCGGCAAAGGAUGGGAAACCAGUCAUAUUGAGCUUAUUGAUGCAAAGAAGGAACCCAAAGUACAUUGGAGGUAA
Pistacia vera is the source of this 771-nucleotide messenger RNA. Its product is annotated as dihydrolipoyl dehydrogenase 2, chloroplastic-like. The coding region runs from base 1 to 771 and encodes 256 amino acids. Gene Ontology annotation, cellular component: oxoglutarate dehydrogenase complex; mitochondrion. Gene Ontology annotation, molecular function: dihydrolipoyl dehydrogenase (NADH) activity; flavin adenine dinucleotide binding. The record is from RefSeq and is a predicted model, not a curated record. NCBI's taxonomy places the organism in Eukaryota, Viridiplantae, Streptophyta, Magnoliopsida, Sapindales, Anacardiaceae. The transcript has 5 exons.